Messenger RNA from Galendromus occidentalis (western predatory mite), 499 nucleotides. It is a transcript of the gene RpL32, whose product is annotated as Ribosomal protein L32. The record is from RefSeq and is a predicted model, not a curated record. Gene Ontology annotation, biological process: translation. Gene Ontology annotation, cellular component: ribosome; cytosolic large ribosomal subunit. NCBI's taxonomy places the organism in Eukaryota, Metazoa, Arthropoda, Arachnida, Mesostigmata, Phytoseiidae. Gene Ontology annotation, molecular function: structural constituent of ribosome. The transcript is spliced from 3 exons. Bases 68 to 475 code for a protein of 135 amino acids.
GCGGUGUGUGUUUCAACGUUCUUAGAAAUUAUCCGUUCAAAUCUACGUUAUUAUGAGAUAAUUCAAAAUGACCAAGCUCAGGCCGGCUACGUCGAUGAAAAUCGUCAAGAAGAGGACGAAGAGGUUUACUCGUCACCAGAGUGAUCGAUACGGAAGACUGUCGAACAAAUGGCGCAAGCCCAAGGGUAUCGACAACCGAGUCCGUAGGCGAUUCAAGGGACAGUACCUCAUGCCCAACUGCGGUUACGGAUCUAACAAGAAGACCCGCCACAUGCUCCAGAACGGUUUCCGCAAAGUCACCGUCAACAAUCUGAAAGAGCUCGAAAUGCUCAUGAUGACCAACAAGCGUUAUUGUGCCGAGAUCGCACACACCGUUUCUGCGAAGAAACGCAAGGAGCUCGUCGAGAGAGCUCGCCAACUCUCCAUCCUGGUCACCAACAGGCACGCGAAGCUCCGUCAAGAAGAGACUGAAUAAAGUGCUUCGGUUGUGUGUGAUGUA